AUGGCAAAGACGAGCAUCGGGAAAGCUGUCCCGGCUAAGGCUUCUUCGUUUGGGGACAAUUUCCGCACCAGCAAGAAGGAUAAGCGGCAAAUCAAGCAUGCGACCCUGAUGUCAAAGAUCGCAAAGAGCUCCAAGACUCCGAAGAAGCGCCGACCCUCGAAAAAAUUGGUUGCCAACCUCGAAUCUCUCGCUGAUGCGCUGCCCGAUGCCGCUGACGAAUCGCACGAUGCCUCCAGCCAGGUAAAUGUGAUCAAGCAGACGACUCUUCGACACAAGCCCGGUGCGAUGAAGCGGCGGGAGAAGCUAGAGAAGGUGGAACGCGCCCGGUUUGCGAAGAACAUGGCACAGAUGUCGGGACUGCCGUCAGCUGCAGCUGGAAAUGCUGCCGAAGUGGCUCCUGAAUCCAACCCGACUGCCAAUCGCUGGUCUGCGCUGCGGAAUUUCAUCUCGCAGACGAUGGAACAACAGCCUGUGUUCAAGGCGAACCAAUGA
This is a messenger RNA of Penicillium canariense, 492 nucleotides long. Its product is annotated as FAM207/SLX9 family protein. The coding region runs from base 1 to 492 and encodes 163 amino acids. The transcript has a single exon. Lineage: Eukaryota; Fungi; Ascomycota; Eurotiomycetes; Eurotiales; Aspergillaceae. The record is from RefSeq and is a predicted model, not a curated record. Gene Ontology annotation, cellular component: 90S preribosome; preribosome, small subunit precursor; nucleolus. Gene Ontology annotation, biological process: maturation of SSU-rRNA from tricistronic rRNA transcript (SSU-rRNA, 5.8S rRNA, LSU-rRNA).